Messenger RNA from Electrophorus electricus (electric eel), 3324 nucleotides. RefSeq lists its product as uncharacterized. The record is from RefSeq and is a predicted model, not a curated record. NCBI's taxonomy places the organism in Eukaryota, Metazoa, Chordata, Actinopteri, Gymnotiformes, Gymnotidae.
UUUUUUUAAAAGUAGUUCCUCGUCGAUAGUAGAAACGCAUGUUCUUUUGUCAUAGCUGGAGUGCGACGGGGCAGUGCGCGUUGCGGUGCCUUCACUUAGGCUGACCCUUGCAAGGUACGCACGAAGAAACGUACGACCCAGGUCUGCUAACAACGGACAGGAUGGCGAGCCUUUGUGAAUGUUUAUUUCAAUCAGUGUAAGGCUCUGCACAGAGGACAACAGAUCGUUUUUCUCAUGUUUGUGAUGUUUUCAUUACGAGAUUCGACUCUGAUAGGGGUGGACAAACCCGCGAUCUAAAAGCAUGGAUAACAGACACAUUCUGGACGUCCCUCAGCUCAGCAACGAGAUGCAGCUCAGCAUCAUGCAGAGGGUUAAGAGCGGAGAACUGAGCAUCGACGACGCUCUGAAUCAGGCCAGGAGUGAUCGACUGAGGCUGCUGGAGAAGAGCUUUGACCUGGAGGAAAAGCAGGCCUCACAAUACAAUUUUAGUGUACACAAAUUCAGCUUGUACAGAUGGCAAAAACGGGUGUUUCAGAUUGAUUUCAGCACAAAGACCGUGUGCAGUAUUGAGAAGGGCAUUGUGAAGAGGCAGUUCCUGUUUGCAAUGGUGAAAAACUGCCACGAUGCUGCAGGCACCAAGCUCACUGUGUCAUUUAAGUGUCACCAUGACUACGAACUGGAAGCUAUGUCCCCACAGGACAAGCACAAAAUCCUGGAACUGAUACAUCAGAUCAUCUACAGGAAUAUCCAUCCGACGGAUCUGUAUGAAGAGCCCACAAAGCUGCCUGCAUCCCCGCUGAAGCUUCACGAGGGCCAGCUGCUCCUCCAGAGGGGAGGGCUGGCGUCAUGCAGAUGGCAGAUGUUCAAGGCUCAUCUCCAGGCUGGCCAGCUCACCCUGCUGCCGGUGGGAUGUGAGGUUGUUCCGGGUGAUGAGGAUGGACCUGCCUCCUCUAGCCAGCCCAUCAUCAUUCACCUGUCCGACGGUGGUGCCAAAGUAGAGAGCCACAGCGCCUGUGAUGCCUUCUCACUGAUCACCAACAAGAACAAAUUCCAUUUUCUGCUUCCUAUGACUGGGCACACGUGUGCGGAGGAGGUCAGGGCUGAACGGGAUGCCUGGGUUGAAGCCAUCGGCGAUCUGUGCGUAGAAUGGAAACGCAAGUCCCAGCGUGAGCACAUGUAUGAAGACCUCAAGUUGUUUGCAAAACGAGCCAACAUUGGUGACAUCACUAAGGAACAUGACUGUGAGGCAGAGGCGGGCAGGAAGCAGUACAACCACAGGCCUGCCUUACCGCUGCGCCCCCCCAUUUUAGAAAGUGUGCUCUACUCAGUUCCUCUGCUUGUUCCGUUGCCAGCUUCAAGCCUACAACUGGCAUCUGGGCCUGUUCUGGAGACAGAGUAUGCAUCUGAGUUUAGGGCGGAGUCUGUGCCAGAGAACACUCCAUUGUCCCUAGCAAGGAGUGGCCCAGUGCUUGUGCCCCAAGCUGAGUCCCGCCCAUCACCAGUGCUCAGUCUUUCCCUAAUCCCGCCUCCUCCCCCUCUUGCUCCACCCCUAUUGCCAAAGAAGAAGGAGGCAAGACCGCCCACAGGGAGGACCAAAGCCUUUCACUGGGACCUCAUUGCUCAAGACAAGAUCGCGAAGUCAGUGUGGGCGCGGGGAAGCCCUAGAGAGAUUGAAAUCGACACGAUGCGUCUGUAUGAGCAAUUUGGAGUCAGUGACUCGGGGCCUUUUUCCAACUUGGAGUCGAGCAGUCACGUGGAAAUCCUGCUGAAUCCAAAAAUUGCACACAACUUCAAUAUUUUCCUCAAAAGUUUUCCAGUGCAGCCAAAGGACCUCAAGGACAAACUGUUUAUUGUUAAUGAGAGAGAAGGAGGUCUCUCUGAUGAGCACAUUGCUUCGCUUAGAAGGUAUGUCCCUACUCCUGAUGAUAUAGAAAUGUAUAAGUCCUAUAAAGGGGAAGUGAAUGAUCUGCAUGUGGUUGAUCAAUAUAUGAUGGAGCUGUGCAAUAUCCCAUACCUGAGCACUCAGCUGGACCUCCUGCUUACCCUCAGAGAACUACCAAUCAGCAUAGAGGACCUGAACCCGCUGAUUAGCCAGAAGAUCCGCAUGUGCCGGAACCUGUGGGACUCCGAGUCGUUUGUCUGCGUGCUGGAGUACCUGCUGGCCGUAGGCAAUUACCUCAACCAGCACGCAGGCAAAGACAAGGCCAAGGGAUUCCGCCUCUCAUCCCUAACUAAGCUCUCGCAGCUGAGAGGGAGCAAGAAGCAGUUCACCUUGCUGCAUGCCCUUGUAGAGCAGGUCAUGUUGCACAAGCCCCAUUUGGCAACGUUUUAUCAGGAGCUGGCGGAAUUCGAGACGGUCCCCGGAGCUUCAAUUAAAGGUCUAACAGCUGAAGUGGAUGUUGUGAAGAAUGAGCUACAGAAGGUCAUCCAGUACAGGAAAGAAGGCAAGUGGAAAAGCCCAGGUGGCCUACACGCCAAGUUCUCCAAAGACUUGAAGAUGGCCAUCGAGAAGUACCAUGCUGAGCUCAGCCAGCUGACGAAGAGGUGUGAGGAGAUGAGGAAGCUCUACACAGACAUAUUGGUGAAAUUUGGGGAGCCUUUGAAUCAAGAUUCCCAAGAACUGUUUGGUUGGGUUUGUCAAUUUAUCAAUGAGUUCAAAAAGAUGCAUGCAGAGUUUACCUGCUGAGACUCUACCACCUGUGUCACCCUUUCAUUGGGAGCUAGUGGGCUGGAUAAGACAGACAGCGUCUGCCAAAAUGCCAGUGGCUCCACGGCUGGCCAGCGAUGAACGGAAAGUUCCGGUGGUGAGAGACAGCCGAGUCCCGCCCCCGCCCAUGGUUCUCCAGACGGCCCUGUAGACCAACGUGAGGGCUUUUCACAGCUUUUCCCUUUUGUUCCUCUUCUCCUUUCAGACUGGGCCCGUUGUAGAAUUGAGGCUCUAAACUGUGUUUUGGAACGCUUGCGAUUGAUUUUUGUCUGUAACUUGAAGGAGCGUGAGCUUCUGUGGGUCUUACACUUUAAGCAGACAUAGAGAAGCAGGAAAGGACAGAUGUGCACUUGCUUUAAAAGCUACAGUAGCCUCAGAUGGCAUGUGUGGUUCCCUGAAUGUCUGUUUUGAUUAAUGCACAUUGUAACAAACACACAUAGCAACAGGUCAGACAAAAUAAUAAUUGUGUUGUAAUUGUGGGUUGCAAUUAUUUUUUUCAACAGCUCUCAGUAGUAGAGUAAGAAAAGAAAACAUGAAAGCAUUUUAUAUGUCGCACAUACUAAUGUGAAGAAAAUAAAACUGAAAUGCUUCACUUAGUUUUUUUUUUUUUUUUUUUU